CUCUCCUGUGUCCCGAGCCUGUCCCCGGAAGUGUCGCUUCUUGCCUCUGGCGUGAUGGCUUCAAGGUUACUUCGUGGAGCCGGAGCGCUGGCCGCGCAGGCCUUGAGGGCCCGGGGCCCCGGUGGGGUCGCAGCUGUGCGCUCCAUGGCGUCUGGAGGUGGUGUUCCUACUGAUGAUGAGCAGGCAACUGGGCUGGAAAGGGAGGUCAUGAUGGCUGCACGGAAAGGCCUGGACCCCUAUAAUAUACUACCUCCAAAGGCAGCUGCAGGCACCAAGGAAGAUCCUAAUUUAGUCCCCUCCAUCACCAACAAGCGAAUGGUGGGCUGCAUCUGCGAAGAGGACAACAGUGCUGUCAUCUGGUUUUGGCUGCACAAGGGUGAGGCCCAGCGAUGCCCUAACUGUGGUACCCAUUACAAGCUGGUGCCCCACCAGCUGAGCCACUAACGAGCCCCUGCACUGACUCACUCAGAAUACGCUGUAAGAUUUUCUUUGCUCAAAUAAAGACUAGCCAUUGCACUGGCUCCUUAUCCCAUAA
This is a messenger RNA of Choloepus didactylus (southern two-toed sloth), 535 nucleotides long. RefSeq names its product cytochrome c oxidase subunit 5B, mitochondrial. The record is from RefSeq and is a predicted model, not a curated record. Lineage: Eukaryota; Metazoa; Chordata; Mammalia; Pilosa; Megalonychidae. The transcript has 4 exons. Bases 55 to 444 code for a protein of 129 amino acids. Gene Ontology annotation, cellular component: mitochondrial envelope. Gene Ontology annotation, biological process: mitochondrial electron transport, cytochrome c to oxygen.